This is a messenger RNA of Ruditapes philippinarum (Manila clam), 2144 nucleotides long. RefSeq lists its product as uncharacterized. The coding region runs from base 195 to 1577 and encodes 460 amino acids. The record is from RefSeq and is a predicted model, not a curated record. The transcript is spliced from 2 exons. Lineage: Eukaryota; Metazoa; Mollusca; Bivalvia; Venerida; Veneridae. Gene Ontology annotation, molecular function: DNA binding. Gene Ontology annotation, cellular component: nucleus.
UUGAAGCCCGUAGCUGUCGAUUACUAGGCACAGGUGGCAGAAGUCCAAAUUAUAUAUCGUCCGAUGAUAUGUUUUGACGCUCAUCUAUUUCGACGCCAUUUUGGUUUUGUUAUCGUAAUGCUAUAAGCGACAUUCCGCUGACAUCAUACUUCUCACUGAACUGCAAGUAGCAUUUUACUACGCUCAUUUAAAUAAUGUUGAAAGUAAGAGAUUGUAAGAGUACCAAGACCAAAUACAGGUGUUAUUCACCAACAUCUAUGACCAUGGCAAUACAAAAGAUUAAAGAGACUGGGGCACCAAUUAAGACAACGGCCAGGGAAUUUAACCUUCCAGAGGCAUCUCUAAGGCACAAGCUUAGUGGUCGGGUGAACCCAGAAGCCACAAAAUCAGGACCAUCUCCCAUGUUCACCCAAGAUGAAGAGGUUAAUUUUGUAGAACACUUGAAAUUCUUGGCCUUGUGUGGAUAUGGAUACAGUCGUUCUGAAGUGGUAGACAUGGCCUCUGAAUAUGCAGCUUGUCUGAACAAAAGGGACCGUGAUCAUCCAUUGUCUUUUCAUUGGUACACCAACUUUAUGUCACGGUGGCCGGAGCUUAAGAUUAUAAAACCUUGUGGCUUACAGAAUCAGAGGGCAAAGGCAACCACUGUAGAAUGUGUCUCUAGUUACUACAAAGAGUUAAGAUCCAUUCUUGUUAAGUACAACUUGACAGAUAAACCUGAGAGAAUCUACAAUGUUGACGAGAAAGGUCUGUCAACAUCUCAUAAUCCUCCUGCAGUAGUGACUGGAGUGGCAUUGAAACCAGUAGCUGUAACAUCAGAAUCAAUGCAAACUGUGACAAUGAUCGGUUGUGGAAAUGCCCUUGGGAAUAGUGUACCGCCAUUUUUUGUAUUUCCUGGAUCACGCAUGAGGCAGGAACUUCUUCAGGGUGGUUGUCCAGGAGCUAAUGGUGAUGUCACAAAAUCUGGCUUGAGCAACAGUGUUGUGUUUCGGAAGUACCUUUCAGAUCACUUGCUCAAGUAUCUACCUGAAUGCUCCACAGACAAUCCAAUUUUAAUUCUGUAUGAUGGACAUAUAUCACACAUUAAUAUUAGUUUGAUCAACUGGGCAAAGUCUAAGAAUCUCAUUUUAUUCAUACUUCCUGCACAUACAAGCCAUGUCUUACAACCAUUGGACAUUGGUUGCUUUGGUCCCUUCGAACGCAUUUACAACAAGGUGAGCCAUAAGUUCAUGGGGGACAACUGUGGACAGAGCAUAUCAAGAUACAACAUCUGUGCACUUGGUAGUUCUGCAUACUUGAAAGCACUGUCUCCAGAAAACUUACGAUCAUCUUUCAAGAAAGCGGGCAUUUAUCCCUUCAAUCCUAAUAUUGUAGAUGCUUCAAAUUUCAAGCCAUCUGAACCACUUCAGCAAGAAGAGAUACCCACAACAGCUGUUCUAGAAGUUUCACAGUCAGUUCCCAAAUGUUCUACAGAGUUCUUUGCAUCUAAGGAGGCUUUAGUUAGUGCCAAGAAACCACCCACCAAAAAACGCCGCUGUACAGUUGUUAGUGGAAAGCCCAUCACAGAAGACAGCAUUUAAUAUUUGUGCCAUCCAGCAGCAUGACAACAACAAAACUAAGACGACAGUUUCAGCUUCAUCAGAGCCAAAGCCUAGUACCUAUGGUGUAACCAAGUCUAGCAAGCCAACAUUAAUCAGACAUGAGGACAGUGAUUCUGAGUACAUAACUGUGUAUGUAACAAGUUAACUCCAGAUGAAGUACACAAAUAUUUAUCCCUUGCAUUUGUUAAGUGGAUAGAGUGUAGCAAGUGUGGACACUGGGUGCAUCUUAUGUACUGCACUAGUGUUAGAGUUGUCAAGAGGGGUGAUAUAUUUUUUUGUCCUCAUUGUUUUGACAGGCACUAAGUAUUUUGUUUUUGAUGUGCAAAAAUAUUUUUGAUAUUUGAUAUCCUUUUGACAUAAAAAUAAAGAAUAGUUAUAUGUUGAAAUGUAUUUUAUAUGCUUUAGUUUUAUCCAAUUCAUUUAUUGUGUGCACCUCAAAAACAUAGAAUGACUGUACACUCGCCAAUACAGUGAAAUGAUCUUGAAAUAACCAGCCAAUCAAAAGGCAUCAUUUCAUAUGAGGGUAAACAAAUAUGGCUGCCUCUA